UAUAGACUAUAGACUCGUGACCCCCUAGACAACAAGACCAGGCAGCGUGUGGCUACGGGAGUCCCUCACGGCUCAUGUCUCACCUCCUCACGCCUCUCGCCAGCUGCUCCUCGCCCUCACGCAACCUGUGAACCACCUGAACAAGAAGUGUGUCCAUAGUAGAGCUGAGCCUGAACCGUUGAAGGUCCUUCAAGAAUGCCACCAACAUUUAGUGAAAAGAAGGGAAAGAAACGAAGAAACAAAAAACCACGCAAACCAAAUAAUGUAUCCCAAUCAGAGGUGAAGGAUGGUGUCCGCAUAACCGAGUUCCGAAGUGACAGUUUUAGACAAAUAAGAGGGGCCCCAGUUCAGAAAUUUUACGGUAGAAAAGUUGUUGAUCCAAAGUUGUUACAAAAGUACAGUAAAGGAACAGGUGUUGAGGUAAAUAAAAUUGGUCGUAAAAACUCAUACAUUCAACACAAGUUGAGAAAGAGAGAAGCUAAAAUUAAAGAGGCUGAAGAAGAAGCAGCCAGAGCAGAAAUCCUACUAACAGAAACAAGUGGCGAGUUAGUGGCACAAGAAGAUUCAUACACUUCCCAUAUUACACAAAGGGACAUCAAGGAUGCUGUUGACAUUACUUCAGCUGCCAAAAGCUUUGAUCUUAAGCUUAACCAUUUUGGUCCCUAUAAGAUGCAGUUCACCCGAAAUGGCCGACAUCUCUUGUUGGGAGGAAGAAAGGGUCAUUUAGCAGCCAUGGACUGGGUUACAAAAAAGCUCCACUAUGAAAUCAAUGUCACGGAAUCCAUCCAUGACGUUUGUUGGCUCCACACGGAGCAGAUGAUGGCCGUUGCACAGAAGCAGUGGGUGUACAUAUAUGAUAACCAAGGAAUUGAACUUCACUGUCUAAAAAGGAUGGAUAAAGUUCUGAAGCUGGAAUUUCUUCCAUAUCAUUUUCUCCUAUGUACCGCUAAUGAGACGGGAUAUUUGAGCUGGCUUGAUGUGACGUUGGGCAAGGAAAUAGUUCAAGUCCCCACACAAAAGGGCCGCCUGGAAGUGGUGUGUCAGAACCCAUACAAUGCAGUGCUGUGUUGCGGCCAUUCCAACGGGACGGUAUCAAUGUGGACACCUAACAGCCGAGAAGCUGUGGCCUCCAUCUUGUGUCAUCCUCAUCCCAUAAAAGCAGUAGAUGUUGAUCCCACGGGCAGGUAUAUGGCUACAGCAGGAGUUGAUAGACUACUGAAAAUUUGGGAUGCACGCAACUUGGGAGACUGUCUGCAGUCUUAUAGCAUUGGGUCUGGUGCUUCGUCCGUACAGUUUUCCCAGAAAGGCUUAUUGGCUAUAUCUAUGGGCAAUAUUGUCGAGAUAUAUAGAAAUGUGACGACAGGAGGAGCCAGCACGCCGUACAUGCGUCACAAAUCGGGCGCCAUCAUAACAGACAUGCAGUUUUGCCCAUAUGAAGAUGUUCUUGGUAUUUCCACAUACCAAGGCUAUUCCAGUCUGAUUAUACCAGGUGCUGGUGAACCCAAUUUUGAUGCCUUGGAAGCCAACCCGUAUAUAAGUGUAUCAGGUCGUAGAGAAGCAGAAGUCAAGGCUCUUCUCUCCAAAGUUCCAUCAUCUCUUAUUACCCUUGAUCCACUUAGUAUUGGUCAGGUUGAUACACCAAGACUGCAGGAGAAGUUGGAUGCCAAGAAUGCUCUCUUACACAUCCGCAAGCCAAAAAUUGAUUUCACUCCUCGCUACCGAAUGAAGGGCAAGAGUGGCUCUGCACAAAAAUUCAAACGCAAGCAGAAAGUCAAGGAGGAUCAGCAGCGUGAAUUCCUUCAAGCAGCCAUUGCUCAGCGGGACCAACUUGGGUUAGGGAAAGACAAGGAAACAAAGGUGUCGAAACCGGUAGAAAUUCUUGACCGCUUUAAGCCGAAGCAACAGGUUAAAUCCUGAUCAUAGUUUCUUAAGGAACUCUUUGUAUAAUAUACAAAAUAGUGUAUAAUGUAUUUAAGGGACAUGUGCACAUUGUUAUCCAUGAUUAAUAUUUUUUUUUAA
Messenger RNA from Procambarus clarkii (red swamp crayfish), 2019 nucleotides. RefSeq names its product WD repeat-containing protein 46. Lineage: Eukaryota; Metazoa; Arthropoda; Malacostraca; Decapoda; Cambaridae. Gene Ontology annotation, cellular component: 90S preribosome; nucleolus; small-subunit processome. The record is from RefSeq and is a predicted model, not a curated record. Gene Ontology annotation, biological process: maturation of SSU-rRNA from tricistronic rRNA transcript (SSU-rRNA, 5.8S rRNA, LSU-rRNA). Gene Ontology annotation, molecular function: protein binding.